UGCCCUCUCACCCAAGCUGGAAACGGAAAUAGCAAUGGCGGCGGUGCGGGCGUCCGGCAUCAUGAAGCGGUUCUCGAUGUUUAGGCAGUUUUGUUAUUCAGGCUAUGCCUGUCGCCAUUUCGCAGUUUCUUCAAUUAUGAUGGAGCGGACUCAUGUCAACUGUGAAAUUAAAGGUGAUGUUGCAGUUGUGCGAUUUAAUACUCCAGAUUCUAAGGUUAACACCCUAUCUAAAAAGCUACAAUCAGAGUUUACUGAGGUGAUGAAUGAAGUUUGGGCAAAUGAUGGUGUUCGAAGUGCUGUUCUUAUUUCAUCAAAACCAAGCUGUUUCAUUGCUGGUGCUGACAUCAAUAUGAUAGAGGAAUGUAAAUCUGUGGAAGAAGUGACACGUUUAUCUCAGGAGGGGCAGAAAAUGUUUCUGAAGAUUGAAGAAUCGACCAAACCUGUUGUAGCUGCUAUCAAUGGUUCCUGCCUUGGAGGUGGUCUUGAGGUUGCCAUCGCCUGCCAUUACAGGAUAGCAACAAAGGACAGCAAGACAGUAUUGGGCACUCCGGAAGUUAUGCUUGGCUUACUGCCAGGAGCUGGUGGUACUCAGAGGCUACCAAAGAUGGUUGGUCUUCCGAAUGCCUUUGAUAUGAUGUUGACUGGGAAAAAUAUCCGGGCAGAUAAAGCUAAGAAGAUGGGUUUGGUUGACCAACUAGUUUCACCCCUUGGCCCUGGCCUGAAAAAUCCAGAGGAGAGAACAAUGGAAUACCUGGAAGAAGUAGCAAUUGUUUGUGCUAGAGGACUAGUAAAUAAGCAGAUCUCCAUUCAAAAGAAGAAAACACUUGUUGACACUGUGCAGUCGUGGGCAUUUAAGUUUCCUGUAAUCAGGGAGCAAGUUUAUAAAAUGGUAAGAAAAAAGGUGAUGGCGCAGACCAAAGGACUUUAUCCUGCCCCACUGAAGAUCAUUGAGGUUGUGAAAACUGGAUUAGAGCAGGGAUCGGAUGCCGGUUAUCUAGUUGAAUCGCAGAAAUUUGGAGAACUGGCGAUGACAAAUGAAUCAAAAGCACUAACUGGACUUUAUCACGGUCAAGUAGCCUGCAAGAAGAACAAAUUUGGAAAACCACAGAAAGAAACUGAGACAGUUGCCAUUUUGGGUGCUGGUCUAAUGGGUGCUGGUAUAGCACAGGUCACAAUAGACAAAGGUAUUUUAACUGUCUUAAAAGAUACCACAAUGGAAGGCCUUGAUCGAGGUCAACAACAAAUCUAUAAAGGAUUGAAUGAUAAAGUAAAGAGAAAGAAUUUAACAUCAUUUCAGCGGGAUAGACUGUUGUCAAAUUUGAUUGGUCAGUUAGACUACAAAGGAUUUGAGAAAGCCGACAUAGUCAUUGAAGCAGUUUUUGAAGAUAUGAAAAUCAAGCAUACUGUACUGAAGGAAGUUGAAGCUGUUGUAGCUCCUCAUUGUAUAUUUGCUAGUAACACAUCAGCUCUUCCAAUUUCUGAAAUUGCUGCUGUCAGUAAGAGACCAGAGAAGGUAAUUGGAAUGCACUAUUUCUCACCUGUAGACAGGAUGCAGUUACUGGAAAUUAUCACCACAGAUAAAACCUCCAAAGAUACAACUGCAGCUGCUGUUGCACUUGGUCUUAAGCAGGGAAAAGUCAUAAUUGUAGUAAAGGAUGGCCCUGGCUUUUAUACCACAAGAUGCCUUGCACCUACAUUGGCAGAAGCACUCAGAGUCUUGCAGGAACAUGCUGACCCAAAGAAACUGGAUGCAGUUACAACUGGCUAUGGAUUUCCUGUGGGCACUGCCACAUUGAUUGAUGAAGUUGGUAUUGACGUCGCAGCACAUGUUGCAGAGGAUUUAGGAAAAGCUUUUGGCUCUCGAAUGGCAGGUGGAAGCGCUGAACUUUUAAAGGAGAUGGUGGCAAAGGGAUUUUUAGGCCGUAAGACGGGAAAAGGUUGCUACCUUUAUCAGGCAGGUGUGAAAGGCAAAACUUUGAAUCCAGGCGCAAAGGAAAUUUUAGAACGUUUUAAGCUGCCUGCUAACCUUGAGGUUUCAUCAGAUGAAGAUAUUCAGUUGCGACUGGUGUCAAGAUUUGUGAAUGAGGCAGUACUCUGCCUACAAGAUGGAAUAUUAAAUGACCCCAUUGAGGGAGACAUUGGUGCUGUUUUUGGACUUGGGUUCCCACCUUGCCUUGGAGGACCAUUCAAAUUUUUGGAUGCCUAUGGAGCAAACAAACUGGUUGACAAAAUGAAAAAAUAUGAAAGCGUUUACGGCAAUGAAUUCUCACCUUGCCAGAUGUUACUGGAUUAUGCAAAGGACACAAGCAAAAAAUUCCGUCACUAAGAUGAAGAUGAAGCAGAAGCAUGUACCUAUCCACAGGACAGAUCUAAUAAAAAUGUAUAUAAUUGCUGAAUGUGAUUGUUUUCAAAAGUUUGCAAUCACGGUUCUUAUGUAUACAUGAGCAUCUUAUCUAAACAUUUGAUUUCUUUAACAUGACAUGAGAUAGUCUGAAUGUAGCCAUUUUAAUAUGAGAUAUUUUAUAUUUGAUUAUUGCCUUUAAUCACAACUUAUUUACCAUCACUCCUGCAUAACAUACAAUUUUAAUACUGUUCAAUGUUCUUAAUAUUUUUGAAGAUUUGUUUCCUGCAAUUUGUGAAGUCCGGUAAGUUCGUAUCUAAUUUGUGUACUCCUUGUGAGUAGCAGUAAGGCCAUUCCAAUGCAAUAUUUCAGAUAUUUUAAAAAAAUUGUCAUACUCUGUCCCUUAUUUAACAAUGCUAAACUGGCAUUGCGUCUACCAUGUCUUAAAGAGACGUGGGUUGGCAGUCGAGCACUAAAAUCUUCUUUUAAGUGGAUGAAGAUCUCCUUAAGUUUGUUUACCAGUGAAUAAACAUUGACAUUUAGCAAGUACUAUUAAAUUUAACAUUUGAA
Rhincodon typus (whale shark) is the source of this 2911-nucleotide messenger RNA. RefSeq names its product hydroxyacyl-CoA dehydrogenase trifunctional multienzyme complex subunit alpha. Bases 35 to 2326 code for a protein of 763 amino acids. Gene Ontology annotation, biological process: fatty acid beta-oxidation. The record is from RefSeq and is a predicted model, not a curated record. Lineage: Eukaryota; Metazoa; Chordata; Chondrichthyes; Orectolobiformes; Rhincodontidae. The transcript is spliced from 20 exons. Gene Ontology annotation, molecular function: long-chain (3S)-3-hydroxyacyl-CoA dehydrogenase (NAD+) activity; NAD+ binding; enoyl-CoA hydratase activity. Gene Ontology annotation, cellular component: mitochondrial fatty acid beta-oxidation multienzyme complex; mitochondrion.